Schistosoma mattheei is the source of this 3183-nucleotide messenger RNA. NCBI's taxonomy places the organism in Eukaryota, Metazoa, Platyhelminthes, Trematoda, Strigeidida, Schistosomatidae. The record is from the annotation of a GenBank genome assembly.
AAAGGGCGCUAGGUUCGACAAAGUCUCCGCAGUUGGUUCGUCUAUGGGAGAGUUUUGCUCUAAGCCGGAGAGUGGAAAUUCUCAAUCACAUCCCGGUGUUCCUGCUGUUGGUACUCAACAUGCUAGGUCAAGGGAAAGCAAUGUCCCGAGUGCUUCUACAGCAACAGCUGGCUUUCUAUCUAAUAUGUGUGACACAAUAUCCCGCUUACAAUCCGAAAAUCAUUUACCUUCGAACGCCCCACCACCAGGUUCACGGAUUGCCCCCAGCCCUGAACAGGGUUAUGCUAGUAGUAUUAAUCGGAAUGGAAGGUCUGAUAGUUUUCCAAGUGGAGGUCCGGUGCUCACAACUGGGCCUCAUGCAGGGUUGUUAACUCCGGAAGAUAUGCUUGCUGCAGCACAGAUUUGUAGCCAUCUAAGUCAGUCACAACUCAACGCUCUGGCGGCUGCUUACCAUCAACAACAGCAACAAAUUCAACGUUCCGUUGGUCCAACUGCUUCAGGAACUUCAACACUUGGUCACAUCCCAGGAAUUACAUUUGCACAGGCUCUAGCGGCCGUUACAUCUGUAUCGAAGUCAUCAUCUCCUACUAUUCCUCUCAGUGUUCAUAGCUCUCAACAGUCACCUCGAUUGCCGGUUCAUUCAGUUCAAACACCUAUGCAUCAAGGGAACCAAAAACGCCCCCCUAGUGGUCAGUCACAGUUUCACUCAGGACAUCCUAUUCAAAUGGGUUCAACUACAUCUGGUACUCGUCCAGCUUCAGCGUCUCAGGCUGUCCUUCAUCAUCGCGGAAGUCAUCUAGGUCCUUCAGGAUUCGGGACAAUGAGUUCUCACGUCAGUCCAUCACAGCCAAUUACCUCACAUCUGGAUCAUAAUUUGCACAAUGCACAUCAUCAGACAAGGGCUUCACCAUCACUAUCACCCAGUCCUGGAAGCAAUAUUUAUCAAAAUCGUCGUUCACAACUGGCCCCCCCUUCAACUCAUCCAAACAAAAGACCUCGUAUUUCCUUAGGAUCCCAACUACCACACUCCAUUUCAUCCUUACCUUCUGCUCAUGUAACAAAUACAAUUGCACCAGCUGAGAUGGAAGCUUUGUUGGGGAGUGUUGUUGCCAGUAAGGCUAUGGCAAGUAUUGCAGCUGGUUCUAACUUUCUUAAUCCAAACGCCUAUUCUGCAGCCACAGAAGUUGCCGCUGCAGCCGCAGCAGCCCUCACACCUUUUUAUACAUCCAUUAAUAAUAAUAGCUUAUCGAACCCAUCAUCUGUCGUCACUCCAAAUCAAGCUCCUUAUCAACCGCAUAUUCAACAUCAUGGUUCAUUCGGUAGUAAUCCAACUUCUGGCACUCAUUUAUUCAACCAACAACAUGUUUUGCCAUCUCCCAGUUCGGCGUAUCCAGGUUCACUGAUGGGUACCUUACCUGGUUCACUUCUAACCUCGUACAAUAACAGACCAUUUCCUCAUGCAACUGCGUCUACCCAGGCGAUAACUUCCGGGCAAGACCUAGUUAGUGCACCUGUCUUGGGAUCACAAACUGUAACUAGUCAGCCUCCAUUGUCACAUAUGCCAGCGAAAGCAUCACAUCCAACAUCAGUCUCCCAAAUCCCUUCUCGCCUGAUUUCUGGCCAUCUUCAUCAUCCACCUGCUGCUACGCAUCCUAGUCAAGGCAGUUUUCACCAGUCAAAUCAUCCUUUACCACAACCAGGUUCUCAACAUCAUGUGAUGGGGCAUUCUAAUCUCCCUCAGGGGAGUGGCGUACUUCGACAGCAGACUAAAGAACCGGCUUAUCACCCACAGGUACGUGUUUGUUUCCUGAUAUUUUAAAAUUAGAUUUCGCCAGUUGUUUUGUACGACUGCUACUUCAGUGAAUUUUUAUUUAACCCAAAUUCGUAAUAUUGUUUCAAAGCUUUUUAUGUCGGGAAUAUUGACGUUUCUUAGGUUCAUGUGAAGAUUUUUUAUUCCUAUGUACUUGAACUCAGUCAGUCGGUAAAAACGUAGAACUUCGUACGUACGUACAUCAGUUCGAGUUGCCAUACCACAUUAGCACACAGAUACAACUGUCAAUUCAAAUCCCGUAGUGGUAGAGGUAGUAAAAGUAUAAACAGUAAUCGGAAAGAUUAGGGUUGGAAGAUGUUAUUCAAAGAAUAUAAUCCAGUGAAAUAAAUUUGGAAAGAGAAAAAAAGGGACAUGAAGAAUUCACAAGAUUAGAAUUUGGGAGAUUACAAAGAGUGGAUGCACCUGCGCCAUUGCAAACGAUUUUGAGCCAUGUCAUUCAGGGUCUCUAACCAUCGGUUGCUAUUAUUUAUUUAUUUUAACACAUAGAUAUUGGUGCAAGGAGGCACCAAAUACAUAUGCGCCACACAAAUCUCAUUUGAUAUGUGUGAGGGCUGUGAUACUGCCCGGGUGCCCAGACCGAAGCAGGUGGUUUUCUUAGGGGGCCACACCCGGAGCUAUCAACCUGAAGGUCUAACUCACAAGGCAGUGGAGCAUCGUGAGGAGAUGCAGUCCCAUGAUAGCCGGUGACCAACGAUUAGUUCGUACGCCAUUUGUUCCCUCAGGAUACUGGAGCCCAUGUGCACCAUUGGUUUGGAAUCCGGUCAAAGCGCCGGACAUUCGCUUUUCGUCCUCUCAAUUUCGUAAACAACAACCCCGCCACAGGAAGGCAAUGAGUAGGACUUCCCUAGCAGAGGCUAUAUACGCGUGGCCAUGUGAGAGCAUUUCGAGAGGGAGAGCGGAAUCCCUCCACUCUCGGCUGUACCAGGGCAUUUGGGGGCUGGUUGCUAUCAUUUCGCGGUCCCCAACCAGGUAGUCUACACCUACCAACAUGGCUCAGUCCACUUGUCAGUGACUUCAUGGAUUUGUGCCACGUUUUGGUCUGGCUGCCCCUAGCUAUCUUCCAACCUACUCCUGCACCAUAAAACACCGCACGUCGAGGCAGGCGGUGGUUGGGCAUACGUAACACGUGUCCCAGCCAUCUCAACUGAUGAAGUCUCGCUACUUCAUCAACUGAUUUGCCAUCCUUACCUAGUACGCGUUUCCUAACAAUUGCGUUACUUACUCGAUGGUCCCAGGAUAUACCAGCAAUAUUUCGAAGACACCUAUGAUCAAAUGCUAGUAACCUACGAAUAUCCUCUACUCUUACCGGCCAUGUUCAACUGCCAUAAAGUAGGACGGAACGAACUGCUGCG